Molecule: messenger RNA, 1951 nt
Organism: Dendrobium catenatum
Lineage: Eukaryota; Viridiplantae; Streptophyta; Magnoliopsida; Asparagales; Orchidaceae
Product: probable serine/threonine-protein kinase PBL7
Exons: 5
Coding region: 363-1652 (429 amino acids)
Biological process (GO): protein phosphorylation
Molecular function (GO): ATP binding; protein kinase activity
Source: RefSeq, a predicted model, not a curated record
ACCCGCUAAUUCUGUUCCUCCGCUCACUUCAUUUCCUCAAAUAUUCUUCCUCUUCUUUGGAGAAAUUACCAGUAAUCAAAACAAUCCAAUGUCUCUCUUCCUUUCAUUUGUCGCCCAAGUCAUUUUCUUUCUCUUUCUUUUUAACUUCCUACAAUUCCCACCCCACAGCGUCAAACCCCCUUCCUGUAUUUUAUUUUUGUGCCCUAACAGAUUUUGUUCUUUCAGAGUUUUGCGUGGGUUUUUGCGGCUAACACCCCCUUUUAUUCGAUUUUGGAAGAGAACAUUGAAUUGAGUUGAUCCUUUCUUGUAGAUUUAGGGAUUACUUAUUGGAGUUAUUAUUUGGAAAAGCUUGUGAUCAAGAGAUGAGCUUCUUUUCUUGUUUUUCAUUCGACGGCAGGAAGAAAUCAAAGAAGCAUAAUGCAAGGAGGGUGCCAUUACGGGCUCGAUUAGUUCAGGUUUCACAUCAGGAGAGCGAAUCCCGUUCCAAGCAAGGAGUAGCAAAACAGAGGGCUGUAGCUAAAACAGUGGCAGAGAAAAGAGACACGGGAAAUGGAAACAUUGCAGCACAAACAUUCACAUUCCGUGAGCUCGCUGCGGCUACCAAAAACUUUCGACCAGAAUGUCUUAUUGGUGAAGGAGGAUUUGGAAGAGUUUAUAAGGGCCGACUUGAAAAAACUGGCCAGGUUGUAGCUAUUAAGCAGCUAGAUAGGAAUGGCGUGCAAGGAAACAGAGAGUUCCUUGUGGAGGUCCUCAUGCUCAGCCUGCUCCAUCAUGAGCACCUUGUCAACCUCAUUGGAUAUUGUGCUGAUGGAGAGCAAAGGCUUUUGGUUUAUGAGUACAUGGCUCUGGGUUCUUUAGAAGACCAUUUGCUUGAGAUAUCACCUAAUCAAACGCCCCUUAGUUGGUUCACAAGAAUGAAGAUAGCAUUCGGCGCAGCCAAAGGUCUCGAGUAUUUGCAUGAGAAAGCUACUCCUCCUGUAAUAUACCGUGAUCUCAAAUCAUCAAACAUCUUACUCAAUGAGGACUACAUCCCAAAGCUCUCAGAUUUUGGCCUUGCUAAGCUCAGUUCUCUUGAUGAAAAGGCCAAUUUAUCAUCGAGAGUGAUGGGUACCUAUGGUUAUUGUGCACCAGAGUAUGCCAGGACUGGUCAACUCACUAUUAAGUCAGAUGUAUAUAGCUUUGGAGUGGUGCUCCUAGAGCUUAUCACAGGCAAAAGAGUCAUUGACACAAGGAGGCCGAUUAAGGAGCAAAAUCUAGUUGCCUUGGCACAACCCAUAUUCAAGGAUCAAAAGAGAUAUCCAGAGUUAGUGGAUCCUCUUCUGGGAGAGAACUUCCCAUCAAGGGGCCUAAACCAGGCAAUGGCAGUUGCCGCUAUGUGCCUCCAAGAGGAUGCUUCAGUUCGUCCAGUGAUGGCAGAUGUAGUUGUAGCUCUAUGCUACCUUCAAGAAUCACCAUGCAGUGUGGUUGACGGGAGCUCCAACCAUCGUCAGCCUCUCUUAGACUCACAAGAAGAUGAUAUACCCAACAUCCAUGGAAUACUUGUUGAUAAGACUACCGUGAAUCGCCAACACGCUGUUGCAGAGGCUAUCCGGUGGGGCUCAAAUAAUUCAAGAAAUGGUCAGAGGUCACGACGUGGAAUUGGUCCUUUGUAAGCUCUUUACAUGGAAGAGAAGCUUAGUAUACAUCUCUUCACAAUUCACAUCUAUGUUGAUGCUAAUAUGAGGAUUGUAUUUAAACAAUAGGUAAUGAGGUCAUUGGAAAAUGCAAGUGGUAAAAAUAUUGGAUGAUGGACUGUGGUUUUCCUUACAAACCACAUGUAUCUCAUUUUAUUUUUACUAUUUAUGCAAGAAGAUGAUUCUGAUAAUCAUAGAAUAUAUGUUAUAACAUUUUCUGUGGCUGAGUGACAUGCAAUUUUUAUGAGGAAUAUACACAAUAUUACUAAUUAUGCAUA